CCGGAGGAGCUGGGACUGUGGCCGCGGGUUCCGCCGCCUCGGGAGCCUUCGGAGCCCUCAGUCCAGCGAGGUGGUGGCGGCGGGGGGCGCGGCGGCGGGUCUCCCGCGCGGCCGCGAUGCUGAGCUCCCGGGCCCAGGCGGCGAUGACCGCGGCCGACAGGGCCAUCCAGCGCUUCCUGCGGACCGGGGCGGCCGUCAGAUAUAAAGUCAUGAAGAACUGGGGUGUUAUAGGGGGACUUGCUGCUGCCCUUGCCGCAGGGAUCUAUGUGAUUUGGGGUCCCAUUACAGAAAGAAAGAAGCGUAGAAAAGGGCUGGUGCCCGGGCUGGUCAACUUAGGGAACACCUGCUUCAUGAACUCCCUGCUGCAAGGCUUGUCUGCCUGCCCCGCUUUCAUCAAGUGGCUGGAAGAGUUUACCACCCAGUACACCAGGGAUCAGAAGGAGCCCCCCCCACACCAGUAUUUAUCCUUAACCUUGUUGCACCUCCUCAAAGCUUUGUCCUGCCAAGAAGUUACUGACGAUGAGGUCUUAGAUGCGAGCUGCUUGUUGGAUGUCUUAAGAAUGUACAGAUGGCAGAUCUCUUCAUUUGAAGAACAGGAUGCCCACGAGUUAUUCCACGUCAUUACCUCGUCCUUGGAAGAUGAGCGGGACCGGCAGCCCCGGGUCACACAUUUGUUUGAUGUGCACUCCCUGGAGCAGCAGCCAGAGAUAACUCCUAAACAAAUAACCUGCCGUACGAGAGGGUCACCUCACCCCACGUCCAAUCACUGGAAAUCCCAGCAUCCCUUCCAUGGAAGACUUACGAGCAACAUGGUCUGCAAACACUGUGAGCACCAGAGUCCCGUUCGAUUCGAUACCUUCGAUAGCCUUUCACUGAGUAUUCCAGCUGCCACAUGGGGGCAUCCACUGACCCUGGACCACUGCCUUCACCACUUUAUCUCAUCAGAAUCAGUGCGGGAUGUCGUAUGUGACAACUGUACGCAGAUUGAAGCCAAAGGAACGUUGGAUGGGGAGAAGGUGGAACACCAGAGGACCACCUUUGUCAAGCAGCUGAAACUAGGGAAGCUCCCUCAGUGUCUGUGCAUCCACCUGCAGCGGCUGAGCUGGUCCAGCCACGGCACGCCCCUGAAGCGCCAUGAGCACGUGCAGUUCAAUGAGUUCCUGAUGAUGGACAUCUACAAGUACCACCUCCUGGGGCACAGACCCGGGCAGCACAGCCCUAAACCCUGCGAGAGCGCGGGGCCCUCGCUCGACCUGCAGGACGGGCCGGCCGCCCCCAGAUCAGUUUUGAAUCAGCCAGGGGGUCCGAAAACACAAAUUUUUAUGAAUGGCGCCUGCUCCCCAUCUUUAUUGCCUACCCUGCCAGCCCCAAUGCCCUUCCUCCCAGUUGUUCCUGACUACAGUUCCUCCACAUACCUCUUCCGGCUGAUGGCGGUUGUCGUCCACCAUGGAGACAUGCACUCAGGACACUUCGUGACUUACCGACGGUCCCCACCUUCGGCCAAGAACCCUCUCUCCACCAGCAACCAGUGGCUGUGGAUCUCCGAUGACACCGUCCGCAAGGCGAGCCUGCAGGAGGUGCUGUCCUCCAGCGCUUACCUGCUGUUUUACGAGCGCGUCCUUUCCAAGAUGCAGCACCAGGGCCGGGAGUACAGGUCGGAGGAAUGACCACCCCGGCUCCGGAGCUAGAGCCGUGGCACUGUCCACACGGGCCAGGAACAAGGCAAGAUCAGACUGUGUGUGUGUGCACGCAAGAGGCCCCACUAGAGUCCUCAGCCUUCUGGUGUGUUCUAAGAGCAGGCUCCGUGCAGGAGCCAGUGGCCCCAGUUCAAACCAGAUCAGGCUCCCUGAAUGGUGCGCACCGGACGGUGUCCUUGUGCUGGGACAGCAUUCAUUCUGUCUAGAACGUCUUUUUACUCACCUGCUAAUUAAAAGAAAUCCAACUCUG
Messenger RNA from Leopardus geoffroyi (Geoffroy's cat), 1947 nucleotides. RefSeq names its product ubiquitin specific peptidase 30 (gene USP30). The record is from RefSeq and is a predicted model, not a curated record. Gene Ontology annotation, biological process: protein deubiquitination. NCBI's taxonomy places the organism in Eukaryota, Metazoa, Chordata, Mammalia, Carnivora, Felidae. Gene Ontology annotation, cellular component: cytosol; nucleus. Gene Ontology annotation, molecular function: cysteine-type endopeptidase activity; cysteine-type deubiquitinase activity.